UCGCCAUUACAAAACGCUGUGAGGCGUUGUAUGUGCGGUUUCGCUUUGGAAUUCGUGUUCAAGAAGUGUCAAUUUUCUUGUGUUUGUGUGAAACAAAUACAGUUAUUUAAUAGUGUGGAGUGUUAAGAUAUGUCAGUAUUUAAACGGAGAGAGGAGCAACGUUGUUUGGACGAAUUGAAACACCGCGACGAAGAAGUUAUCGGCAGUUUGUGCAGGUUGAGCGACCGGGCGGCGUCCCCGAGCAGUCACAUGGAGCAGGAGAAGCGAAUCAGGCGGGAGAUAGCCAAUUCCAACGAGCGACGCCGUAUGCAAAGUAUAAACGCGGGCUUCCAGUCGCUCAGGACGCUGUUACCGCAUCACGAAGGCGAGAAGCUGAGCAAGGCUGCAAUACUCCAGCAGACUGCGGAGUAUAUCUAUCAGCUGGAGCAGGAGAAGACCAGCCUCCUGUCACAGAAUUGUCAGUUGAAGAGGCUUGUCAACCAACAUGAAGGUCAGCAUGAGCCUAGCUCUGCAAAGAAGAGGAAAAUUGAAACAACCAGUGUUGUGGUACCUCUUACUGCAGUUCCAGCAACAGUAAGCGAAUCUUCAGAUGAAGGUAUUGGCAGCAUGUCACCAGAACCAGUUGCCAUCAUCACAAACACAACUGUCUCCAACAUCGGCGGUCUCGACAAUGGAGACCCCAGUCGGGAAAUGAUUGAAUUGCGAGUGCAACUCGACCGUGAACGGAGGCUUCGCAUGCAUCUGGAAGACCAGGUACGAUCAUUGGAAUCACAGCUGUACCCAGAACGGAUUCGUGAGAUCACACAGCAAGUUCAGUUGCAGUAUCAUCACCAGGAAGUACUGGAACACUCAUCUCCCACAGUCACAGUAACAGCAUCGUCACAGAGGUGUCGUAGUGAAUCACAACCACCACUUCCCACCCAAACAUCAACGCAGCCAGUUGGCAGCAGCAACAGUCUCGUCCCCGUCUCUCUUCUGCAGGAAACAGCGGCUGCAGUAGCUCAAUUACAGGUAGUGUCUGCAGCAUCCUUGCCACCUGUGGCACAGAACACAACAAUUGUGUCAACAAGUCCACUUCGACUAUCUCCCACCCCACCCCCAGCAAGUCCGACUCCUGUGGUACCAGAAUCACCUUGUCCUUCACCGCCUGCACCUGUUUCUCCUCAGCCUGAGCAACGUCUGCCAAGUGUUCUUGAAGCAGCCAUCAAAGCUGAACCCAAAGUGGAGGUGGAACGCUUGCCGUCACCAACGUCUGCAUCUGAUGAUGUUACACCACAAGCCAGGUUGUAUUUGGCCAGCACAUCACGGCAAAACCUGGAGACUAUUGUGGAGGCAAUCAGACACUUGGAAGGUGAUCACCUGUUCAGUGAUGAUCCUUCACCACGUGGUCAGCAGCAGCACCUUUCAAGCAGCAUAAUGGAUGAACCUGCCCAGGAAGUUCCUCUGGCUCUGACCACGCACAACAAGACCGUCACACAAUCCACACAGACGCAGGUAGCUCAUCGCCUGCUGAAGGUUGAGAUGAACCCCUUUCUUCAGUUCCACAGUACACCGCAGUCAACACAACAGAGAGUGGCCCUUCAGCAGCAACGUCCAGGAGUCAUCGUUGUCAAGCAGCAUACAUGAUUGUGUUGUAACGUCGUUAGAUAAACUGCACACCCUGUCCCUACCCAAUUGCUAUAUCUCCACUGUUCUCUCAAGUACAUUGCAAUAUUUGGGAGAAGGGGGGGCGGAAUCUGUUGAUGCUGAAAAUUGAGUGCCUAAACCAAAGCUCCUAUAAAAACAAGUGCUGUUAGCUAAUCAGCUGUCUUACAUUAUAUAAAUAGUAUUUACUUGUGGUUAUGUCCUCCAGUUCCAUUUAUGUAAAGUUCAUUAAUGGUACUAAUUAGUCAAAUGUGUAAUUGGUAAAGUGUUAACAGUAUUUGUCAUCAGAUCACUCUCAAUAUAUUUUCAGUAUAUUUAUAAAUCAGUGAAGUAGUCAGAUAUGUAUUGUUUUAUUUUGUCAUUUCCUUUAUUCAUUCUCAGUAAUACCACGUGAAUGUAUUUCGUAUGAAAAUAAUAUGUUUGAAGAAAACAGUAUGAAGAGGUUUAUGCUCAAGUUUUGGUAUACAGAUUUUUCUUACCCCCUUCAUUCCUGGAAGACCAGUGUAUCGCAGUUGGUACAGAAACGUACUUCAAAUGACAUUGUUUUCUUCCCACACUACUUUAUGGAUUGAAUAAAACUGUUUCUUUACCGAUCUGUAUCUGAUCCUAUGAAGUGACAAGUCUUUUUAAGAUGGGCAGGUAUGGUUCACAUUGAACAAGAAAUGUGAGGGUGUUACAGAAGCAGAAUGAUUGGUGAUGUGGCAGAAUGACACAAGCAUUCAGUGAUACCAUAAUGUCCUCUGUUGGCUGAGACCAUUACUGAAGAUUCUUUGAAGUAAAAUAAUGUGCAUGUGGUAUAGAUUGGACUUGGGCAAGCUGUCUGCUCAUUUGAAGGUUUCUGCUGCCAGCCCCUCCUUUCUCCAUUUUGUGCUGUUAUGAAUGAAGGUGUGAAUUGCAAGAAAUAUUUGACCAGUGUGGACCUGCCUAUUCCUACAUAUGUGCCCCCAUUCCCUGGUGUCUUCAGUCAUACCUUCUGAACCUUCUUUUGCUUAAUUUUGUCUCACCCAGGCAGUUAUUAACAGCUCGUUUGACUAUGUCACUUUUCAUUGACAGAUUAUUGUAGGGGAGACAGCGUUGCUGUUAAGUGAGAGAAGUUACUUGUUAACUUUGUUUUCCUAAUUUUCAAGGGUAAAAAACUGCUUAUAUUUGUAUUGUUAUUUAAAAAAAAGACAAAAAGAAAAAAAAAUUAAAAAUAGCGUUGAUUUGCCAGUCAUUUCGUCUUCUUUCUUUGUAUAUAGUCGACUACACCUGUUGUAUGUGUUGUGAUAUUUUGACGAAUGGUUGAACUGACAUUAACAGGCAGAUUUUGGAUGAAGUAGUAAUAAUGACUUCUACCUUCCCCAAACAGGCUCUGUAGUGCAAGAGUUGCUGCCUAUGGAGCCUUAGUUAUAUCCCUUAUCUCACUUUAUUUUGAAUUCUGUCCUCGUAUAUAAAUAUAUAUAUAUUUUUUGUGUUUGUUCAUAUUUCUAUAUAUUAUAUAAUACUUGCGUGAGUGCGAUUUGGCUUGCGUGUAACUGUAUACGUAUGACUUAUCUUUUCUUCGGAAUAAUAAUAUUUGAGAUAGUUGGCGGUAGCUUGCGUCUCGAUAUCACGUUUUUUUUUAUCCAUUGUAGAUCUAUGUUAUUCCCUUCAAAAACUAGUUUAUACUUGAUUAUUCUAAUAAUUAUGACGUAUAAUUAAAGGAACUGCGUGCAGGAAUGUGUGUUGACUGUUGCAAUUGUGCACGUGACAGAUGAAUGCAAGAAUGAUUGUUUCAUUAAAACAUGUAGCGUCGCUAUUAAUAUAAGCAAAACAGUUCCAUUAUGUGGGAACAGUACUGAUAAUUAGGUAUUAAAAAUAUUAAUUACUACUAUUAUUAUUAUUAUUGCCCUCUCUUGAAAUGAGAUCUUUCCAAGUAGUUUGUUGGAUUCUUACAGGAUGUGGAAAGAAUUCAUUCAGAUUCAUUUUUUCAGAUUUUGUUGAAGCUUGGGGCUGAAGGAAAAUAGCGUUUUUCCCAGGGAUAAGCUGCUUUCCAGCUUUGUUAUAUGUUUAGUUUCAUAAGAGUUAAGACUUUGGGGCAGGGCAGUCAUUCUUAUUUCUAUUAUUAAUGUUAUUGAUGGUAGUAGUAAUAUCUUUAUUAUUAUUAUUAUUAUUUCAUUUUCAUUUUUAUCAUAAUAAUUAUCAUCAUCAGUCAUUGCUAAAGAAAGUUCCUUGAAGUAUAAAAUGGAUAUCAUACUAACAUUGAAAACAAUAGUUGUUGCAUUCUUAGAGGACAUGGAAAUGGUGUUGGAGUCAUAGGAAACAGGUUUGAAUAUAUUAUAUAUGUGAAAUAUAAUGGUAAAUGAGAAUACCAUGUUUAAUUUUGCUUGGUUCAUUCCCCCCCCCCGCAUGGAGUUGUUGUGUUUAUUCCUGUUUCAGACCCAUAGAAAUAUUAAUCUGUUUUUAAAGAGAAGAAAAUGCCAAGACUUAAAUGGAACACCUGAUGGUGUGAGCGGUUACCAUUGUUUUCAGAGUCAUACAGAGUUAUUUAAUUAAAAAACCCUAUUUUUGGAUUCCAUAUUUCUUAAAAAUACCAAAUGUUAGAUAAUAAGGCGUUAGAAUCUGUUGAAUGUCCAUUCACCAUCUUUAUGAAGAAGAAUGCAAUAACUAUUGAAUGUUGUGUUCAUUAUUCACAUAUUAAUAAUUCAUCAUUCAUUGGGUCUGAAGACUUCUUUUCUCCCCAUCCCCAGAGGUAUAGCUACUUUUCUUAAUUGCAGGAAAAUGUAUAUUACACAGCAGAUAUACUCUAGCACUUUUUGUAUUGGAUAAAUUUAUGUUCCAUAUAAAGAAAAAUAUCUAAAUUGAUGUUUUAAAAAUGAAAGGUGACUUUAUUUAAGUACUGCAUUUGUUAUAGUUCACUUACCUCAUCAUUAUGCAUAUUUCUGGAUUCACUUUUCUCUCAUAAUGUUGUCAUGAUUGGCUCCCCAACCACCCCAAGUUUAAUUGCUGUGAUGUAUUAUAAAUAAUUAUUAAUUAUACUUGUAAUAAUAAGGAGGAGUAAUUCAUAAUUGUACUGGUAUCUUUGCUCAAAAUGCUCUGGUCUAGAGACUAUAAAACUAUCCCCCCUAGUAGUGUAUAUUUCACGCAAUAGCCCAUGGCGAUUCUGUCCAUGCACUAAGCAUAUAGUGUCAUAACAAGUAGGUAGUGCGGCAAUCAGUUGGAUGACAGUGAUAUGUACUUCCCAUACCUCCCUCCACACUGAUGCCAUUAGUUCCAGAACUUAGCUGGUUGUGCGAAAUAAGUUAACUUUUCUGAGACCAUUCUAACAAGAUACUAAUGCCAAUUGAAACCAUAGGUGUAUGACAGCUAUAACUUCUGUAUCUUUUCUUGUUUGUCUGAUGCAUUUUUUUUAAUAGUUCAGGACUGUAAAAUUUCCAGACAUUUAAAUUGUGGCCAAAACACUUGGUAAGUUCUGAGAUAGGGAUCUCUUGAGCUGGCAUUCAUAUUUCAUUCUAUUAUUGCCACAGACUGAAAUCUGUCAUGUUUGAUGUAUGAUUAACUUUGGAACUAAUGGAGUCAGCCCUGUUUUUUGAUACCAGUUUGUUGACUUGCACAGUAAUGACAUGAUUUUUGUGAAGCUGUCAAAUUCUGUUGAGGUAUAUGCUGUAGUUACCAACAGUUUAAAAUGGGGAUGAGAUUUUUUAAUGGCAUUUUUUUUUUCAGUACUUUAUAUUGACAUAUGUGAAACACCAGAAGAGAACAAGGGUUAACAUAAUACUGACUGGUUGUAUUAGUUCAACUUUUUCAACAUUAUAGUAAAUUCUAGUUUAUGGUUUACUAGCAAAUACGUGAGCUAUAAUAUUGUUUUAUGCAGUUCAGCAUGCCUUAUGAGGUUAUGUGUCAUUGUAACAAAUUGUUAGAUUGUCUUGUAAUUUUUAUGUUAAAAGCAUUUUUAUGUACUGUAGUAAGACUUGCCAUUUUCAGCUUUCUUCCUAUUUUCCUUUUUUUUUUUUUUCCCCCCCCCGUAUAAGUUUCAUAUAUGUGGACUGGGAACACUGACACUUCAGUAUUUUUUUAAUCACACACACACACACACACAUUGAGGUUUUUCAUGUGACAUCCACUUGUAUUUUGUAAAAGUAGGUGAACAAUGUAUAUUGAUAUGGCUAUGGAGCAGUAAACAGGUAUGAACAAUAUUUCAUUUGCAGCAAAAUAAUAAUAAUAAUAAUUAUUAUUCUCUUGGGAUCAUUCUUGGUUCAUAUUAUUACCCUUUGGGGUUGCAUUAUUUUAUAAACUUUGUUAAACACAUUAGUCAUAUUGCUAUGGGUGUUUUGAAAGCUGUUCAUGUAGCUUGUAAGUUAGGAAUAGCUCGAUUUUACAGGCAAUAUAAGCUGAUAUUUUAUGAAGAAAAGCUGGAAAUAUGACACAGUAAAUCCAUAACAAAGUAUUAUUCCUGACAAAUCUGCGGCAGAAAAAAUCAUAUAUAAAACUGCAGCAGGAACAGAGUUGUUAUAUCCUUGACACACUAUGGAUCGUGACAUUUUUCUUGCCAUAUACUCACUUCUACUCUAAAAUUCAGUAAUAAUGUCUUCUGUCAUGUAUAUGGAAGCCUCCUUGCCCUCAUGAACAUGACAAAAUAUUGGUUUAUAUUGGAAAUAAGCUGUAUUUUUGCAGUGCGUCAUCUUGUAAAGUUAGAAAGUCGUUUGGGAAAUUAGUGAAUAAUUCAGUUACUGAAAUUCUGAUGUUUUUCUAGUCCAGUACUCUGUAUUAUUUCAACAAGAAUAAAAAUGUGAAUUCAUGAUUUUUUUUUAAUGAUUGACAAAGGUCCUGUCUACUUUAUCAUUUGGGGCAUUGCUAAAUAUGGUAUUUUGCUGUAAUCUGGAGCAAAAGUGACAUAAGAAACGUUUUAAAAUGUGUUUAUAAACCUCGCAAGUCUGACUGCUUUUGGGUAUUGAAAAUAUGUGCAGAGAUGGUUGCGCAUAGAGAAGUACAAAUCAAAAGAGGUGUUCACACUCACAUUUGUUUCGUUGUCUCAGUUUUGUGGCUUCUUUUUGUGUUGCCUGUAAGAACAUCAGUGACAUCUUAAUUAAAAAACUAUGUAAACAA
This is a messenger RNA of Cryptotermes secundus, 6708 nucleotides long. Its product is annotated as helix-loop-helix protein 11. The record is from RefSeq and is a predicted model, not a curated record. The transcript is spliced from 7 exons. Gene Ontology annotation, molecular function: protein dimerization activity; RNA polymerase II cis-regulatory region sequence-specific DNA binding; DNA-binding transcription factor activity, RNA polymerase II-specific. Gene Ontology annotation, biological process: regulation of transcription by RNA polymerase II. The coding region runs from base 130 to 1626 and encodes 498 amino acids. Gene Ontology annotation, cellular component: nucleus. Lineage: Eukaryota; Metazoa; Arthropoda; Insecta; Blattodea; Kalotermitidae.